CCCCGCCCCCGCCUCCCGUGAGGCGCCGCGCGCUCGCGAGAGGUGGCCCGGCGGGAGGCGGGAGCGGCUGUUGGCGUUACCGUUGCCGUUACCGUUGCCGUUACCGUUACCGGUGCCGUUACCGGGCGCAGCUCCGCCAUGGACGGCGUCAGGGCGCGGCGCGAGGCCAGGCGCAGCGGGAGGCGCAGCCUCGGGGACCGGCUUCGGGGCGGGCCCGGCCCCGGGAAGGACAACGCCGCCGCCAGAAGGGCCCCGCCGAGGCAGCGGCCGGCCGCCUUCCCCGACCCGGACAGCGACACGCCGCGGGCCCUGCUCCGGAGGGUCAUCCAGAACCAGCCACAAGUCUCACCUCUAGCACCUCUGAUAGCUGAACACAAAGAAACAGAAGAUGCCAAAUCAGAGCCCCCAUCCCGGAGGACUUCCAGCAUGGGGGAACUGCAACUGCCAGACCUUGUUCCUGAGGAUACAUCUAUUGCUACAUUCCGUAUGACUAGGAGUAGAAAGAAACUCAGCAUUUCUGAAUUUGAGAGAGCAGCAGACAAGCGACUUCCUCAGAACCAAGCCCAUUCAACGCUGGACAGCACUUUGGCUCGAUCUCUUCACAUGUCACUUGGUUCCGUGCUUGCACCAGACACUGUUGAAAAGAGAGGCUUAUUCCGGAGGCCAAAGAAUCGCAAAGCUAUUGACAUUGCAGCUUUCGAAGGUGGAGUGGAACAGAACAUGCAGAGAAAAGCACAGAACUAUCUUGUGGACUUGCAAACGGCAUCCAUGAUUGAAGCAGCCACGCUGACAAGCGAUGCAGAAAUCAUGCUGAAUAACACAGAGCUUUUUGUUCAGCCUCAGUCUGGUGAACAGAACCAAAAGGAACUUCCUGCUCUUGAACCACAGCUGUCAGAAGCAGAAACCCCAGUGCAGAGAAGCAAGAUUUCUAAUGCAACGCAGGAGGAAGGAAAGCUUGUGGGCUGGGUAUCCAGUGUGGGCACAGAAGAGGGAAGGACCCGAAGGUACUCCGAGGAAGAAUUAAUAAAUGAUUGUGAACAUGUUGACAGCAUGACUCAUGUACCUCAGAAAACAUCUGCGAACCAGGGAGAAGAUGAGCAAGGUCAUUCCCAGCAGAGUGAGCCAAUGGAACAGCUUUCUGAUUCAGAAGAGGUGGCUGGCACUGUUAAUAGGUGGAGCUCCUCUUUGCCAUCCAGAAGUUCAAGUAGAUCCCCAGUCAUUCUAAAGCCUAGGAGAUCUUUCAGCAUGUCUUUGAGAGAAGUUGUGUCCCGUAUAAUUGAAGAACUAGAUGUAAGCGAUAAAGAAGAAGAGAUGGCUAAUGCAGUGAAUGAAGUAGAACAGGAAGAGAUUUCCAGAGAGGCUACGGACCAUCAUACGAAUGCUGGAUAUUCUGAACAUUUAGAGAAGAAACUGACAAAAAAAGCAGAAUCACAGAUAAUUGUGACUCCAGAAGAAGGGGGAGUAGCGGAAGGCAGUGUUAAACACCAAGACUCUCCCAAGGCUGAACCAGAGAUGGCCACAAGUGUUAGAGCCAGAAGCCUGAGCAGCCAUUCUCGUGCUUUUUCCUCCUUUGAAAAAUCUGGGACAAAGCCAUUAAAAGAAGCUGUUGAGCAAGCAGAUGAGCUAGAAGACAGAGCUGCCAUGGGAGAACUGAAUGGUUCCGAAGAAGAAUCUACUGAGGAUGAAGCUGAAACAGAAGGCCAGGAGAGUAAAGAGGGUUCCAUGAAGACACCCAUGUUUGUCCGUGUCGCAGCCUACAGUCCACUUCCCUUGCUGUCAACUCCACGUCCUGCAAAACCUGCUGCUCCGGAGUCUCCCCUGCAGCCACGGCGGGCUAAGCCUGUCCCAAAGAGCUCAGGAACGUCACAGAAGAAAAAGCGUGAGCCAGCACUAGCAAGCAGUUACAUAAAGCAGAUAUUUAGGCAUUAUGCGAAAAUGCCAGUGGCCAGAGAUGCCUACAAAAUUGUUGAAAAAUGUUGUGAGAAAUACUUCAAGCAGCUAAGCGAUGAUCUGGAAGCUUACGCCCACCAUGCAGGGAGGAAGACAGUGGAGAUGGCUGACCUGGAACUCCUUAUGAGAAGACAAGGGCUGGUGACCGACAAGAUGCCAUUGCAUGUGCUGAUAGAGCGUUACCUCCCUCUGGAGUAUAGGAAGCUACUGAUUCCGGUUGCUGUGAGUGGAAAUAAAGUGAUCCCCAGCAAAUCAACGUGCCUCUCUGGCAGGUGGUGAGCCCUGUGGGUGGGAACACAACCUACUGGAAGAACAUAGCUUUAGGUUGUUCCAUGUAACUGCUCAACGUGAUGGUUUUCCACAAGGAACUACUGGGGCAAUAAACAGUUGACAUUGUCUUGAACUUACUGACAUCGUGCUGUGGCUAUCAUGCCAGCCCACUGGAUCUCACCAAUUAUUAUUAAAAGUAAUUUGACUAUCCUUUAGUUUUAUAUCUUAUGUUUGAGUACUAAAUAAAUAAAACAUGGUAUGUA
Messenger RNA from Cygnus olor (mute swan), 2483 nucleotides. RefSeq names its product centromere protein T (gene CENPT). Gene Ontology annotation, cellular component: kinetochore. The coding region runs from base 139 to 2229 and encodes 696 amino acids. NCBI's taxonomy places the organism in Eukaryota, Metazoa, Chordata, Aves, Anseriformes, Anatidae. Gene Ontology annotation, biological process: chromosome segregation; kinetochore assembly; mitotic cell cycle. The transcript has 14 exons. The record is from RefSeq and is a predicted model, not a curated record. Gene Ontology annotation, molecular function: protein heterodimerization activity; DNA binding.